This is a messenger RNA of Lindgomyces ingoldianus, 1549 nucleotides long. RefSeq lists its product as uncharacterized. Gene Ontology annotation, molecular function: glycosyltransferase activity. The transcript has a single exon. The coding region runs from base 4 to 1341 and encodes 445 amino acids. Gene Ontology annotation, cellular component: membrane. Lineage: Eukaryota; Fungi; Ascomycota; Dothideomycetes; Pleosporales; Lindgomycetaceae. The record is from RefSeq and is a predicted model, not a curated record.
AGCAUGGCGAGACUCAGGCCCAGUCGUCUACUUUUUACUGCUCUCAUUGUGAUAUUCCUCUUCUGGACCCUCUUGGCCCGUUUCUCUUUCGCUAGAGUGAGGGGAUACUCAAUUCUAACAGACCCACCCACAGCUACCAGCCCCGACGUCUCCCAUGUCUCCCACGUCUCCCUGGGAGAGGAAUGCUCCCCCUUUGCCGGCGGUGGAAUGGACAAUGUAACCAUCGUAGUGAAACUCGGAGCAGCUGAGGUGUCGUCAAAGCUGGCCGCCUAUCUCGAUGUCAUCGGUCCCUGUAGCCCGGACCUGCUGCUCUUCUCAGAUCGGUAUGAGACCUACAAGGCCUACACCAUCCUCGACGCCCUUGCCAACCUCCCAGCCGAGUACAAGGGCAACAACCCAGACUUUGCCGCCUACGAUGACAUUCAGCGCUCGAACCGGUCCCUCGCGAAGACGACCGACGGCUGGAAGCUCGACAAGUACAAGUUCUUACCCAUGAUGGACAUGGUCGCGCAAUUGAGGCCUCAUUCGCACUGGUUUUUCUUCGUCGAGCCGGACACCUACGUCAACUGGGACAAUGUCUACCGCUUCCUCGGUGCCUUCGACCCCGACCAGCCCCUCUACUUUGGGUCCCCGGUCUGGCCCCCCAAGAAAACUGUCUUUGCGCACGGUGGCAGCGGCAUUGUUCUUUCGCAUCGUGCUUUGAACAAGCUGAUAACCCACGGGCAGAAGUAUAGGGGCAAGUACGGUACGCCUGGCGCUCACCAGUUUGGGAAGAAUCUCUCCAACGAAUGCUGCGGGGACGAGGUCCUUGCCCAGGUGCUCAAGGAGUGCGGUGUCUCCCUCCGCGGCUACUGGCCCAUGUUUAAUGGAGAGAAGCCGACUACAGUUCGGUUUGGCCCAGAGCACUGGUGCGAGGCCAUUGUUACUUUGCACCACCUCCAGGAAGGUGAUUUUGCGAAACUGCAUGCCUGGGAAGCUAGCCGGCAGCAUCCGUCAACCCCUCUUACUUUUGCAGAGCUCUUCCGUUAUAUCGAACACUCUGUACAGUCCCAAAUGGACGAUUGGACAAACAUGUCCGAAGACGCCACCUUCACCACUCCCCAUUCAGCCGGCGAAUCCUUUGAUAACUGCCUCGACACAUGCUUGAGAGAUCGUAAGUGUGUCCAGUACGAGCACUUUGGGGGUACGUGCCGGCUCUCGUAUACUACACGCAUGGGGCACGAGAGACUACCAGAGGGCAAUAAACGGUGGACGUCUGGAUGGGUCAAGGACAGGAUUGAGGCAUUCAAGGCUGCCCACUCCCCAUGCCUGGGUGCCCAUUUCGUCCAUCCAAAUCCAUGAACAAUCCAGCAUUCGCAGCCAAUCUGGCGACGAAGGCAUCCCCCAUCUCUUUAACGAUUAACCUCCAUUGCAGGCGUUUUAUAUCCAAAGGCAUUACGGUACAUCAAGGUUCAGCAUUACGAACAGGAUAUGGACAGUUUAUUAUCACGGCAUUCUUCUUGACUUUGGGAUGGAUUUGCAUACUACUACUUGAACAUCACGACUCUGC